UUUUGUCUUGUCUUAGCGUAUUGGUGUCGUGUUAACUUGUGUUAUUACGUUGCUAACGAUCGAAUUGCAGUUAAGUCUUAUUUUCUUGUAUUCUUUGUCCAGUCAACACUUGAUCCGAACAUAAAACUAGAAUUUAAUUAAGCUGCAAUUUAAAGUUUUUUUUUAAAUGUUAAAGAAAAAAUAAAAAAAAAAAAAUCUACCUCAAUUCAUUUUUCAAUUCUUAACGAAAACGUAAAAGCAAUUGUUUAACGCAUUUAUGUUUCCAUACGUAGUAAGUGUGUACCUUGAUAUUAGAAUAUAAACAUAACCUCAAUUAAUACAUACAUGUAGAAAAAUGCAUUGCGAAAUUAAACAAAUAAGAAAAUUAUAUUCGAUAAUGGUCGAAUUCUUUAUCGUUUGUCUAUCUAGAUGAAAAGAAAAAGUGCUCUCAGCUUAUAUUGCACUGUAAGCUCGAUUUGAUUCAUUUUCAAUGUCAAAAUGCGUUUCGCAAGAGUUUCGAAUGCGGAUAUUUCAUCGGGAAAAACGUGAUACAGACAGAGGGACGGACAUGCUUGAUGAUGCUUAAAAAUAUGUGCAUUUAAUAGAAUCUUUGAAAGUUCCGAGCUCCGAGAGCUGUAAGCCCAUUGACAAAAUGGAAAAGCUUGCAUACUUCGGUGGUAUCUAAUAUAUUUUGCCUGAUAUUAAGGAGCUUUUAUGUUGAACGCACUUUUAACUUGGAAUCUUUCUUCAUUCAUCACAAAAUAUACGAAAUGUAUUCAAUUCUGUUUGUAACCUCAAAAAAUGCGCUCUAGAGACCUUAUAAAGCCCAGAAGCUUUUGAUCGAAUUCUAGGUCGAUUUAAAACUGUAACGAUACCAGCGCAAUUACGCAAUAUACGUUUUUUUUUUUUUUUUUUUCUUCUCACCUAAUCUUUUUUAAUUGGCUUAGUAUUGUUUAAACUACCUAAUAUUAUCAAUUCUAUAAAUGUACAUAUAUAUGUACGAUAUGUUUCAUUGAACUUUAACUAUAGAAUAUACGAAAUUUCUAUGCUUUCUAUGCUUGCAUCAUUGUUGUCGUUAUGUUUGCAGUUUUUUUACAAGUAAUCGAAUAAACCGUUAUAUCUUCAUAUACGAUAUUGAAAUGUGAAGAAUAAAAGAAAAUCAAAGACAAAUAAAUUUUGUAAUAUUGUGUGUAAAUUAUUGCUCGCCGAUCAGACGACAUAAUUCGUUUAAGUGUUUUGUGUUUUAAAAGAUUCGCUAGUAAUUAAAUAUAAUUUUUAAAAUUUGUUAAAAAUACUUUCAUAAAAUUUGUUGAAAACAAUUAAUUGUGUUUAGAAAUGUGGCAUAAAUUUUUGUUCAUAAUACUGACAUCAUUUACGGUUUUAAUGUGUGUUGCCCAAUAUAAAAAAUGCAAUGAAUAUGCGUGCACUUCGGUGGUUAGCAAAUGUCAGUUAAUGCAAGAUUGUCAAUGUGACUUUGCGGAUGUUUUUUGUACCAAUCGAUGUCUUCAUUGUCUCGGAGCGAAAUUUCUUGAUUGCUGCAGUUGCUUAAAAAUCUGCCCCACAUUAGGCGACGAAAGUCCUUUAGCUUUCAAUUCGCAGACAGGCUACUUAGAUGGCAUACCGACACUAUUUAAUUCAUAUGCGGCCGAGAAAGAUGACGUAGAUUGGACCGCUUUAAAUAUCCCGGUUAACGUUGGCAAUCAUUCCGAUUGCGUUAUUAUCUUUUUAAAUAAUUGUUUUGGUCAUAGAAAAUGUAUGGAUUAUUGUUCCAAUUUGGGUGCUGACAGUUAUCGUUGGUUUCUCGAUGGUUGUUGUGAAUGUGUUGGUAUAAAUUGUUUCAAUUAUGGUCUCAGCGAAAAUCAUUGUCGCGAUUGUCCUGACGAAGAUGACAUUGAAGAUAUUAAAACUUUAGAUGGUCCUGAUGAUCGAGACGAAGCCUAUAACGAGAUUCCUUGAUCUUUUAAAAAUGAAAAUGAAAUAAAUUAUAUAUGAAAAUUCCCUUUAAUUUUGUGAUUGCAUUGUAACAGAUCUAAUAAUUUUUUUUUUUUUUAAAUUUCCAAUUAAAGUAUGAGAAUAACGAUAGA
This is a messenger RNA of Glossina fuscipes, 2063 nucleotides long. Its product is annotated as protein twisted gastrulation. Gene Ontology annotation, biological process: regulation of BMP signaling pathway. The record is from RefSeq and is a predicted model, not a curated record. The transcript is spliced from 2 exons. The coding region runs from base 1315 to 1935 and encodes 206 amino acids. NCBI's taxonomy places the organism in Eukaryota, Metazoa, Arthropoda, Insecta, Diptera, Glossinidae.